CCCGCCGAGGGCCAUUGGGUUGCUAAUGCGCCGGAGAUCUCCAAGCCACUGAUGGAGAAGCAGCGCCGGGCGCGCAUCAACGUGUCGCUGGAGCAGCUCCGGCUGCUGCUGGAGAAGCACUAUUCGCACCAGAUCCGGAAACGCAAGUUGGAGAAGGCAGACAUCCUGGAGCUGAGCGUCAAGUACAUGAAAAGCCUCCAGAGCUCCGUGCAAGGGCUCUGGCCCGGCCGCAGCGGCGCCGAGUACCCGUCGGGCUCCCGCGGCUGUCUGGCGGGCGCUAGCCAGCUUCGGCGGCGCGGGGAGGACGGCGCCGGCGGCGGGCUGCGCGGCCCGCAGGGGCCCGAGCGCACGGCGGGCAGCACCACGGACAGCGCCAGUCCCCGCCCGGAGGCGCCCACGCGCUGCGGCCCUUGCGCCCCCGCCAUGUGGGCCCCUAAUCCGGGCGCCGGCGGCUCGCGGUGCCCGCCAUCCAGGCUCCUCCUCCCUGGCGGUCUCCCCUGCCCGUCCACCAACGUCCCGGCACCGCAGGCGGCGUCUCGUCACUGCGCCGAGAGCCCGGGGUCGGGGUUGCGCCUGUGGCGGCCCUGGUAAGGCCCAGGCGUGGCCUCGGACUCAAGGGGUCCCCCGUCUGGUCUGCCGGCGCAGACACAGUUUGG
This is a messenger RNA of Eptesicus fuscus (big brown bat), 656 nucleotides long. It is a transcript of the gene HES3, whose product is annotated as hes family bHLH transcription factor 3. The record is from RefSeq and is a predicted model, not a curated record. Gene Ontology annotation, molecular function: DNA-binding transcription factor activity, RNA polymerase II-specific; protein dimerization activity; RNA polymerase II cis-regulatory region sequence-specific DNA binding. Gene Ontology annotation, biological process: anterior/posterior pattern specification; regulation of transcription by RNA polymerase II; regulation of neurogenesis. Gene Ontology annotation, cellular component: nucleus. Lineage: Eukaryota; Metazoa; Chordata; Mammalia; Chiroptera; Vespertilionidae. The coding region runs from base 52 to 591 and encodes 179 amino acids. The transcript is spliced from 4 exons.